AGACCGUGGCGACAGCAGAGACGAGGAUGUGCGUGGGGGCUCGGCGGCUGGGCCGGGGGCCGUGUGCGGCUCUGCUCCUCCUGGGCCUGGGGCUGAGCACCGCGACGGGGCUCCACUGUGUCGGGGACACCUACCCCAGCAACGACCGGUGCUGCCACGAGUGCAGGCCAGGCAACGGGAUGAUGAGCCGCUGCAGCCGCUCCCAGAACACAGUGUGCCGUCCGUGCGGGCCGGGCUUCUACAACGACGUGGUCAGCUCCAAGCCGUGCAAGCCCUGCACGUGGUGUAACCUCAGAAGUGGGAGUGAGCGGAAGCAGCCGUGCACGGCCACACAGGACACGGUCUGCCGCUGCCGGGCGGGCACCCAGCCCCUGGACAGCUACAAGCCUGGAGUUGACUGUGCCCCCUGCCCUCCAGGGCACUUCUCCCCGGGCGACAACCAGGCCUGCAAGCCCUGGACCAACUGCACCUUGGCCGGGAAGCGCACCCUGCAGCCGGCCAGCAAUAGCUCGGACGCCAUCUGUGAGGACAGGGAACCCCCGGCCAUGCAGCCCCAGGAGACCCACGGCCCCCCGGCCAGGCCCACCACUGUCCAGCCCACUGAAGCCUGGCCCAGAACCUCACAGGGACCCUCCACCCGGCCUGUGGAGGUCCCCGGGGGCCGUGCGGUUGCCGCCAUCCUGGGCCUGGGCCUGGUGCUGGGGCUGCUGGGCCCCCUGGCCAUCCUGCUGGCCCUGUACCUGCUCCGGAGGGACCAGAAGCUGCCCCCCGAUGCCCACAAGCCCCCUGGGGGAGGCAGUUUCCGGACCCCCAUCCAAGAGGAGCAGGCCGACGCCCACUCCACCCUGGCCAAGAUCUGACCUGGGCCCACCAAGGUGGACGCUGGGCCCCGCCAGGCUGGAGCCCGGAGGGUCUGCUGGGCGAGCAGGGCAGGUGCAGGCCGCCCGCCCCGCCACGCUCCUGGGCCAACUCUGCGCCGUUCUAGGUGCCACUGGCUGCCUCCGGCUCUCUGCUUACGUAUGCCAUGCAUACCUCCUGCCCCGCGGGACCACAAUAAAAACCUUGGCAGAUGG
Molecule: messenger RNA, 1073 nt
Organism: Pongo pygmaeus (Bornean orangutan)
Lineage: Eukaryota; Metazoa; Chordata; Mammalia; Primates; Hominidae
Gene: TNFRSF4
Product: TNF receptor superfamily member 4
Exons: 7
Coding region: 27-860 (277 amino acids)
Biological process (GO): inflammatory response
Cellular component (GO): external side of plasma membrane
Molecular function (GO): tumor necrosis factor receptor activity; protein binding
Source: RefSeq, a predicted model, not a curated record